GCUAUAUUUUGAUUUAUUAAAGCCUGUUUCUCAUGUGUAUGCUUUAUUAUCAGUUUGUAACCAUUCAUUGGUAAAAAAAAUACUCCAAUACAUUUCUAUCAAUUAGGGUUUUAUUUUGAAGCGUGUAACCGGAAGUCCUGUUUUUCUGGUUGGCUGACUUGAUGCUAAACUAGCUCACUCGCUUUCCUACGGGCGCUUUUAUUUCGUACAGUUUGGGCAGAAUAGGACGUUUAUUUGAGAGUUUUAUUUAUUUUGUUUACUUUUAAGCGACCAAUGCAGCACAGGGACGCCAUGUUUGAACUCUUGUGAACGCAGAGAGCGCCACAUGGAGGCGGUGGUGAAAAACUUGGCGAGCACCGCGGAGCUGCUAGCCGUGGCUCAGAGCGGUGCCGUGGAGCAGUGGGACAGACAGGCCGUCCAGAGGGCCUUUCAGUGGGCCCGGUACUGUGAGCAGCUGUUUUCACGGUUUCACACCAACCCUGCGGUAAGGGAUGUGAUGGACAAACAACUGCAGCUCUCAAACGAAAGUUUACGAUCCGUCUUCCGGGGCUACACGGAAGUCUCAUUCUCAGAGUUUGCGCGGUGUCAAGAUUUGUUGCUGGUCAGGUUAUUGAACAACCCAGUACUGCCGAGCUCUGUCAUUAAACUGCUUUUGGACGCUCCUUUGAACACUAAUGAAAGCGAUGCUACCGGCCUCUGCACGCAGCUCAUUGAGUGUAAGUCGGCGUGUAAAGUGCUGAGUGCCCUAAACGUGGGGCCCACCUCCGCUCCUGGCGCCGGUGCUGAUGCUGAGCUGCAAGGCCUGAUGCUGAUGGAGAGGCUGGAUGCAAUGCUGCGUCAGGACACCAGGAAAGCAGAGCACUUCCUUGACGCUGUCCUCCAAAACUGUGAAGGAACAGAGGAGAAAGUGUGUUUGGUCGUCGCAGCUGCUCUACUGGCAGGAAAAAACACAGCUGCAGGGAAUGUCUCAGAGGAUUUCCUCUUGAACUGGCUCCAGCAGAAGCACGGCCUCAUGCAGAACUUGUGCUCCACGUUGCCCACUGGACUUUUGCUAGAGCUUGCCAGGGAGAACAUGAAAUUCAGCGUUGCGUACUGCGAUGUGCUGAAAAAGUGGGCUUCAGAUAUGGAGUAUGAUGUAAACGAAGGUGAAUGGGUUCAGACCUGCAGCACAAACACCGAGGUGUCCUUCAAGAAGCUGACUGAGCAUUUCCUGGCCUUGAUUGAGGCCUGCCCCUCGAUGAGAGAAAAUGUAGAAAGAGAACUACAUGUUUUGAAGGUUUCUGAUGGAAACUUUGAUGUCAGAGGACUGAGUGUGUGGGGAGAUCUCCUGUUAGAGAUGAAAAUGUGAAUCACAACUUUGAGAUUAUGCCAGAGCUUGAUAAGGGCCAAAACGAUUCUUUCAGAAAGUUUUCUUAUUUUUGAUAGUAUGGCAGCAUUAGACAGCAGUAGGUUUUUCCAGUGAAAACUGCAAAAGUUGGAUGCCAUCCAGUCAGGCCACACAGGUUUCUUCUCUCUGUUGUACUCUUUGCUUUGUACUUGUGAAAUAUAAUUGCAACAUGGUUGUAAUUCUGAAAUGCAUUUGUAGAAAACAAGACAACACAGGGAGAAAAAAAUUAUAUAUGUAUAUUAAAACACC
This is a messenger RNA of Myripristis murdjan (pinecone soldierfish), 1636 nucleotides long. RefSeq names its product FA complementation group F (gene fancf). The record is from RefSeq and is a predicted model, not a curated record. Gene Ontology annotation, biological process: interstrand cross-link repair. Gene Ontology annotation, cellular component: Fanconi anaemia nuclear complex. NCBI's taxonomy places the organism in Eukaryota, Metazoa, Chordata, Actinopteri, Holocentriformes, Holocentridae. The transcript has a single exon. The coding region runs from base 326 to 1348 and encodes 340 amino acids.